This is a messenger RNA of Malurus melanocephalus (red-backed fairy wren), 1364 nucleotides long. RefSeq names its product coiled-coil domain containing 42 (gene CCDC42). Gene Ontology annotation, biological process: spermatid development. NCBI's taxonomy places the organism in Eukaryota, Metazoa, Chordata, Aves, Passeriformes, Maluridae. The record is from RefSeq and is a predicted model, not a curated record. The transcript is spliced from 6 exons. Bases 1 to 870 code for a protein of 289 amino acids.
AUGUGUGGCAGGGAGCUCCGGCCCACCGAGGAGGAAUCCACCAACUCCUUCAUCUGCCUCCUGAAGAAGAUGAAGGAAGUGCGAUUGAUGGAGAAGGUCGUGGAAGAGAAAGAGGAGGCCUUCACUGAGAGGAUGGAGGCCCUYGCUGAGCAGUGGAAGGAGCUGCACGCCAAGAGGGCCCAGCUGAAAGCACACGUGGAGAAAUCGGGGAGCACUGUCAAGGAGAACGAAAGGCUGCGAACCCAAGCUCUGAAGAAAGCCAAAGAAGAGAAAGUGCAGAAUACMGAAAAGGAGAGUGAGCUCUUGAAAGCUAGGAGGGAACUGGAAGACCUCAAAAAACAGCACCACAAACUCUCCAAAAAACUGCUGAAGUACUCCCUGUUCAAGAGGUACCUGGAGGAUGUGGUGAACAAUUCCCAGUUCCGUGACAUCGAGGACGUCAUCUCCUUCUACAAGGCCCUGGUGAGGACUCGCAAGGACCUGGUGCAGUCGCAGUGGUGGCACCGGCAGCUGACRGAGCAGGCCAAGGUCCUGCUGCAGCAGCACAGGGCAGAGAAGGACGCCGAGAUGCAGCGCUGCAAGAAUGACCUGGUGAAGCUCAAAGAGUCCUUUGAGCAGGCCCAAAGUGACAUCGCCCAGUGGGAGAAUCGCUGGGCUGAAAUUCAGGAUAGGGCUGCCAGGAAAGCCCUGGAGCUGAAAUCSCUCAACAUGGCCAUCCACAGCCUGUUCCAGGCCGCCAGCAAUCGCCUCAAGUCCAAGGUGAAGGUGGCAGCUGAGGACAUCCACGUGCAGCUGGACAUGAUCCUGCAGUUUAUCAAUGACCUGCAGGACUUCUCGGAUGACAUGAACAAGCGCAGGCCAACUCAGUGAGGCCCUGCCCUGCCCGCGAGGGAGCAGCAGGGUGGRCAGGGGACGGAGAGGGCAAGACAACCCUGCACACAUUGUAGACUAAAACAAAUAGCAAAUGUUCAGAGGCAUCUCUUCAUUUUCUGCUGACCUUCCUUGCUCUCCUGGGAGCCCAAAUACCCAGCAGCAGAAGAGGGAGAAGAAGCAGGAGGGACUGAGCCCUGCGUGGCCCUCAGGGGUCCCAGAGGCUGGAGAGGGCUCACAGGGACACURAGGGUGCCACCAAGAGCUGCUGCCCACUCUGGAAGAGUCAGCUCCUGACUCAUCCUGGAGCACAGAGGAUGCUGUGCCUUUGUGCCCUUGCAUUUCAUCUCAGCUGUGACAUUUCUAAAGGGACAGCAUCAUCCACACCCUCCCAACAGAUGACUCAGCUGUCCCCUCCCCAGCCACCCACGGCCACCCUGCCACCCACUUGGGUGCCUCUCAGCCGUGGCAGGUGACAGGAGCUGGUGGGAGAG